Penicillium cinerascens is the source of this 1023-nucleotide messenger RNA. RefSeq lists its product as uncharacterized. Bases 1 to 1023 code for a protein of 340 amino acids. Lineage: Eukaryota; Fungi; Ascomycota; Eurotiomycetes; Eurotiales; Aspergillaceae. Gene Ontology annotation, molecular function: oxidoreductase activity, acting on the CH-OH group of donors, NAD or NADP as acceptor. The transcript has 5 exons. The record is from RefSeq and is a predicted model, not a curated record.
AUGGCCAAGAACUCAUACGUCUUACCCCCGGGAUCCCGAGUCCUCGUCACCGGUGCCAAUGGCUACAUCGCCUCUCACGUUGUUGACAAACUCCUCGGUCUCGGAUACCUGGUGCGGGGCACUGUCCGCGCGCCGAAGCCGUGGUUGAACGAAUACUUCGAGCAAAAGUACGGCCCCGAUGUUUUUGAAACUGUCUUCGUGGAGUCCUUUGGCAGCAAGGAUGAACUUGAGGGGAUCAUGGAAGGAGUGGAUGGAGUCAUUCACUCGGCUUCGGAUAUGACCUUCAGUGGUGACCCAAGCGCUAUUAUUCCCUGGGUGGUGAAGGCUGCAGUAAAUGUUCUGGAAGUCGCGGCCCUGAAUCCCGCCAUCAAACGGGUCGUCUUGGUUUCUUCUUCGAGUACCUUGUACAACAUGAUUCCGGAGCCUAAUGGACGACGCGUUGAUGAAAAUAGCUGGAAUGAUGUCUCCUUGAAGACUGCAUGGGACAAGAACGUUCCGAAAGAAGAAAAGACAGUUGCGGUCUACGCAGCCUCAAAAACGGAGGCAGAGCGAGAGUCGUGGAAAUGGGUCAAGGCACACCAACCUCAUUUUGAAUUCAACACCGUGGUUCCCUGCUUCAACCUCGGAAAAACGCUUUGCCCCGAAAUCUACGGGUCUACAAUGGGCCAUACACGCACACUUCUGCAAGGUAGCAAGAUGACUCUCAUGUUCACUGAACAAUGGUACGUCGAUGUUGAAGACGUUGCUCGACUCUGUAUCGUUGGUGUCCUCGAACCGACUGCAAAAUCAGAGCGCAUCUUUGCAUUUGGCGAACAAAUGCACGUUGCUGAUAUCAUUUCCAUUCUCCGCGAACUUCGACCGAACAAUAAAAAGAUUCCAGAUCCUCCCACUAACCCAAUCAGAGACCGAACAGAAGUUGUUCCGAGGGCUAGAGCGGAGGAGUUUCUUCGCAGUGUUUUCGGACUAUCCGGUUUUCGUGGUGUUAGGGAGAGCCUUGAAGUGGGUAUUGAGGGAUGGGAGUAA